Lytechinus pictus (painted urchin) is the source of this 1770-nucleotide messenger RNA. Its product is annotated as development-specific protein LVN1.2-like. Gene Ontology annotation, biological process: cell-matrix adhesion. The record is from RefSeq and is a predicted model, not a curated record. NCBI's taxonomy places the organism in Eukaryota, Metazoa, Echinodermata, Echinoidea, Temnopleuroida, Toxopneustidae. Gene Ontology annotation, molecular function: calcium ion binding. The transcript is spliced from 6 exons. Bases 1 to 612 code for a protein of 203 amino acids. Gene Ontology annotation, cellular component: lysosome; extracellular region.
AUGGUGAAAUAUAUCGGUGCAACAGUUGGUAUAGAUAAUGGUAGUCCAGAGGGAUACUACACCUAUGCUUAUGGAGCGUUCGAUUACAUUAAUCGCAGGUUUGGAUAUACCAUGAACGUGAAGAACGUCGACGGAAAAAGCUCGCAUGUCUACCGUGUGGUCCAAAAAUAUGAGGAGGAUACUGAAUGGAUCAUACAUGAAGUCACACGGAGCUGUCUGAGGAGGAAGGCCUAUCAACCAGAGCCAAGUCCUUGCGUACCAGAGCGAGCAGAUUUAUCGACCACCUUCUUCUUGGGCGGGGCCAAAGGAUUGGAGGUAGAUAACUGGUCCUACACCUAUACCAGUCCUAAGGAUCCUCUAGACGGUGUGGUAGCUCUGAACACGGUCCAUGGAUCCUGUAUACCUAUGGGAGGAUCUAUCUUCGGCAAGGUCAACAGCGGUGGACAGGAAGUUUCUUUCGUGAUUGCCAGUGGAGUACUGAACAUGACACGUUCCAUACCCGAUCCUAAUCGAUGGUUCACUCUACCAAGCUAUUGCAACCAAUCGGUGACCUUGUCCGGUGACAGCACAGUGUUUGAUCACGAAGUCUUGAAGUUACCCAUCUUCUUCUAAAUUAGAUCGUUCUCACGGAUGGGUUUCAGAAAUCUGUGCUUAAAAACAUUAUGCUCCACUCUGCUUUCUUGAUGUUCCCAAGAUAAAUUCAAAAUAAUAUUGUCAAUAAACUUCUUCCAAAAAAAGACCCUUCUACCAAAACGCCUUUCAAAAAUCAAGUUGCAGCUAAUCUGGAUUUACGAACAGCUUCAUGAUACUUCGGACUGAUAGUCACUUCUAACCAUCUGGAAAAAAAAAACUUUACCUGAUGAGUGAGGGGAUAGGGGUAGAUCUUGAAGAUACCAUUUUCCUUUUCAAGUAAAGGGGCGGGCUGUGGUAAAUUUUAGAUUCUGACAUUCCAAAACUUUCCUGAAUAUAGCAAGAUCCGUGGUAAAAUCAUGAUUGUAAAUUUCGGUAGGAAUCUUGUAGACGAACGCUGGUGCAAUUGGAAAUGUUAAGACAAACGACAUUCAUUGUUAGAAUUGUACCGCAGUGAAUAUAUUUGAUUAAUAAAGAUUAAUAAUUGUUUGACGAAAUUUUGUAUAUAAUCUGUUACUUUCCUAAAUUUGGUUUUAAACCAGUAUCGACCGUUGCACCAGCUUUUAAGUAUAGGCCAAAAUAAAUGUGUAUGGGCAACUGCAAAAUAUUGUUGUACUAAAUUGUUGUACUAAUUAAGAAAUAAACUAAGUUUGAAACAUAAAGUUUGUGUCGGAAUUUCUUAGUUUCAUGAUGUCUAAAAAAAAGAUACUUACAGAUUUUGACCUAUUCUUUCAGACAGGGCACAUGGACAAGGGGGGGGGGUGGGUGGGCAGUUUGAUGCAGGGUUUCAACCCCCCCCCCCCAUACACAUACACACCUUUGCUUUGUCAUGUAAAUGUGUACAAAAAAUGCCAUCUUAUUGUGAUUUUUUAAAUGAUCACCUCAUGAUCUUCAUGGACUUAUGGGACAGGGACGGAUCCAGGAUUUUCCAAAGGGGGGGGGGGGGCACAGUUUCCCGAUGAAAAUUCGACACGCAAAAAAAAGGUUUCCAUCUAAAAUAGAAGGUCACGUCCUUGGAAAAUAAUGUAUGACAAGCAAGAAAAAAAGGUCCUCACUUUCAAAAGGGGGACGUACACUUUGGUAAACACGGUAUUUUUUACAUUAAAAAAAAUCAUUAUGGCUCUCAAAAGGAGGGGGCAC